AUGUCGACCUACGAAAUCGAACAUAAUACCACCGACCCUUCAACGGCCCCUAUCGCACGCCGCCGCCGCCCCGACCUCUCCACCUUCUUCUCCACCCUAUCCCAGAUCACUCCAGCUCCCGACCACAGACCUCAUGCAGUCCCUGUGCCUGGAGAUGUGAGCGCAGCCUUCUUCUCUCUCGCAGAGGCAUUGAAUAUGAUGCGCCGCGAGGCCGAUCCCGCGCCGCACCCCAACGCGCAGGAGAGUACUGUUGACGCCGACUCAGAUGUCGAUCGCGAUCUGUUGACCACGAUGAUCCAGUCGCUGCUCGCGCAGGCAGAUAUGCCGCCGCGGGAGGUGGAAGGUGUUGAUGAGGAAUUCUGUGAUAAACUAACCACGCCGGGAUCACUAGUGCUCGACCGCGUCCCCAAAGCAUCCCUUACACCCGCUGAUACCUGCCCUAUCUGCAACAACCCCUUCAUGGAAGAUGCCUACCCACUCGUCGUCCAGCUGCCCUGUCACCCCACCCACCGCUUCGAUUUGGAAUGUGUGCGGCCCUGGCUGCGGCUGCGCGGAACAUGUCCACUUGACCGCAUCGACUUUGCGAAGCAACUGAGAGAUAAGGCGGAUGCGAAGAAGAAGCUUGUUGAAGAAGAUGAGGAGGAGGAGUGGGAUGGCAUGUAUGGCUGA
Molecule: messenger RNA, 669 nt
Organism: Penicillium digitatum Pd1
Lineage: Eukaryota; Fungi; Ascomycota; Eurotiomycetes; Eurotiales; Aspergillaceae
Source: RefSeq, a predicted model, not a curated record